UUCUUCUCUUUCUCUCUCUGAGCUGUAACUGUAGUUUCUGCUGUCACAGCUUCAAACUUGUAUUGAAAGCAGAAAAACCAAACCAACCCAAACCAACCCAAUAUUCUCAUAUUCUCUCUCUCUCUCUCUCUCUCUCUCUCUCUCUCUCAAUCAUAUCAUGGAAGAGACAGAGGAAUCCACCAAUGCUAACCAGAAAUUUACCACCAAAAGAAGGAGCUUCAGGAAUGGAGCCAACUCUCAUGAACAUCAUAACUAUCAGCACCAUCAGCUGCUACAGUAUUCAAGUCAACUUGGGUUCAUCAACAACCAGAACAAGUAUCAGAGGUACUACCCGGCUCUUCUUCCUCUACCUUCUCUUAUACCUCUGCAACAACUACCUUUGACUCCACCCUUCCCUCAAAACCAGAGCAUCAAAUCCAAAACCCAUUUACUGAAACCUCCAUGCAAACUCAAUAGUUCUCCAUCCUCAGAUUACAAGCUCUCUGAACCAGCUCUUCCUCCUGAUUCAGCUCCAAAGGAGCUUCAGCAGCAAACUAAGGUGUCCUUUAAAGAAGAUGAUGGGAAGAGACUCAUUCCAGCAAGGAAGCCACAGGAAGUAAUUGUUGCAAGGAGGCCAGACUCUGGUGGCAAAGAAGGUUCUGUGAUCCAUCUCCUUGCCAACCACUUUCUGGUACAAUUUGAUUCAUCACAAAAAAUAUAUCAUUACAAUGUUGAAAUUACUCCUCAUCCUUCCAAGGAUGUUGCCAGAGUAAUCAAAGAGAAAUUGUUAAAUAACAAUUCUGCUUUACUCUCCGGUGCUAUGCCAGCAUAUGAUGGUAGAAAGAAUCUUUACAGCUCAGUUGAAUUCCAAAAUGAUAAACUUGAGUUCUACAUAAGCCUUCCAAUCUCCACAAGCAAACUGAGAUCACCUUGUGGAGAAAUGCUUGACUUGAAAGAGAAGCAUGAACAGCUUAAACUGUUCCGGAUAAAUAUCAAACUAGUCUCAAAGAUUAGUGGGAAGGAGUUAACUAACUACCUGAGCAAAGAGGGUGAUGACUGGAUUCCACUUCCACAGGAUUAUCUACAUGCUUUGGAUGUAGUUCUGAGGGAAAGCCCAACUGAGAAAUGUAUACCUGUAGGGAGGUCAUUCUAUUCAAGUUCAAUGGGAAGAAGCAAAGAUAUUGGUGGAGGAGCUGUUGGACUGAGAGGCUUCUUUCAGAGUCUUCGACCAACCCAACAAGGACUUGCUCUCAAUGUGGAUUUCUCAGUAACUGCUUUCCACGAGAGCGUAGGAGUGAUUCCAUACUUGCAGAAACGUCUUGAGUUUCUUCGAGACCUUUCUCAAAGGAAGACAACUCAAUUAACUAGUGAAGAAAGAAAGGAAGUGGAGAAGGCAUUGAAGAACAUCAGGGUCUUUGUUUGCCAUAGAGAAACUGUUCAGAGAUACCGUAUCUAUGGUUUAACUGAGGAGGCUACUGAAAAUCUUUGGUUUGCCGACAGAGAUGGAAAGAAUCUGAGGCUGGUGAGUUACUUUAAAGAUCAUUAUAACUAUGACAUUCAAUUCAGAAAAUUGCCUUGCUUGCAAAUCAGUAGGCGUAAACCUUGUUAUCUCCCUAUGGAGCUUUGUGUGAUCUGUGAAGGUCAGAAAUUUCUUGGGAAACUGUCUGAUGAUCAGACAGCAAGAAUACUUAAGAUGGGCUGCCAAAGACCAGGAGAACGGAAAACCAUCAUUGAAGGAGUCAUGAGAGGAACUGUUGGGCCUACCAGUGGUGACCAAGAAAGAGAAUUCAAACUCCAAGUCUCAAGAGAAAUGACAAGGUUGACUGGUAGAAUUCUUCUCCCUCCCAAACUAAAGCUUGGAGAUGGAGGUCAUGUGAGAAACCUAACCCCUUCCCGUCAUGACCGCCAGUGGAACCUUCUGGAUGGUCAUGUCUUUGAAGGAACUAAAAUUGAAAGGUGGGCACUAAUAAGUUUUGGGGGCACUCCUGAGCAGAAGUCCUAUAUCCCCAGAUUCAUAAGCCAGUUAUCUCAAAGGUGUGAACAAUUGGGCGUUUUUCUUAAUAAGAACACAGUUAUUAGUCCUCAGUUUGAAUCAAGCCAGGUUCUUAACAAUGUCACCCUUUUGGAAUCUAAGCUCAAGAAAAUCCAGAGAACUGCCUCAAACAAUCUCCAGCUUCUUAUUUGUAUAAUGGAGAGAAAACACAAAGGGUAUGCAGACUUGAAAAGAAUUGCUGAGACAAGUGUUGGUGUUGUAAGCCAAUGCUGCCUUUACCCAAAUCUCAGCAAGUUAAGUUCACAAUUUUUGGCUAAUUUGGCCCUCAAAAUGAAUGCCAAAGUUGGUGGAUGCACAGUUGCCCUAUACAAUUCACUGCCUUCUCAAAUACCACGUCUCUUUAAGAUUGAUGAGCCAGCUAUAUUCAUGGGUGCUGAUGUGACACAUCCUCAUCCUCUUGAUGACUUCAGUCCAUCUGUUGCUGCUGUUGUUGGUAGCAUGAAUUGGCCAACAGCAAACAAAUAUAUUUCGAGAAUAAGGUCUCAAACACAUAGACAAGAAAUUAUCCAGGAUCUUGGUGCAAUGGUGGGGGAAUUGCUUGAUGAUUUUCAUCAGGAAGUAGAGAAACUCCCCAACAGAAUAAUUUUCUUCAGAGAUGGGGUUAGUGAAACUCAAUUUUAUAAAGUGCUGCAAGAGGAACUGCAAUCCAUCAGGUGUGCAUGUUCAAGGUUUCCAGGUUAUAAACCUUUCAUCACUUUUGCAGUUGUGCAGAAGAGGCACCACACAAGGUUGUUUCCCUUUGAAACCGACCAGUCUUCCUCACAAAACCAUUAUUUUCAUGAGAAUAUUCCUCCAGGGACUGUGGUUGAUUCUGUGAUCACUCAUCCAAAGGAGUUUGACUUCUAUCUCUGUAGCCAUUGGGGUGUGAAAGGAACAAGCAGGCCAACUCAUUACCAUGUCUUGUGGGAUGAAAACCAAUUUACUUCUGAUGAACUCCAGAAGUUGGUUUACAAUUUAUGCUAUACUUUUGUUAGGUGUACCAAACCAAUUUCUUUGGUUCCUCCCGUAUAUUAUGCCCAUUUAGCUGCAUACAGAGGCAGACUCUACCUUGAGCGAUCAGAAUCCUUAGGUUUGUUCAGAAGUACUUCUACAUUAUCCAGGGCUGCUCCUCCAAAGACAGCACCUCUACCUAAACUCACUGAAAACAUCAAGAAGUUGAUGUUCUACUGCUAGUAAUAACUCUUCUGCCAAUGCCAUUUGAUUUUAGGAUAGUUUAAUUACAUGACCAACCUUGAGAUAUCUGGGACUGUGAAAGAGACACUAGGCAAAUAUCAGAGGGGGCAUAAGAAUUAAGAAAACAAAUGACAUGUCAUCUUUGCAUUUAUCUAACCAAAAAGUUCUCCAUUUGAAGGCCAAACAUGCAGGUUCAUCAGAAUGAAUUUCUAACUGUAUAUUUCUUUUCUAGUUUAAUUGUGACAUUCAUAAGAAUAUUAGUAUACAAGUUUAUAAUUCUUG
This is a messenger RNA of Gastrolobium bilobum, 3487 nucleotides long. RefSeq names its product protein argonaute 7. The transcript has 3 exons. Bases 158 to 3205 code for a protein of 1015 amino acids. Gene Ontology annotation, cellular component: cytoplasm. Gene Ontology annotation, molecular function: RNA binding; protein binding. Lineage: Eukaryota; Viridiplantae; Streptophyta; Magnoliopsida; Fabales; Fabaceae. The record is from RefSeq and is a predicted model, not a curated record. Gene Ontology annotation, biological process: regulatory ncRNA-mediated post-transcriptional gene silencing.